UCGAGUACUUAUUGGGACGUGAGGUCAGUGUUCGCUACGACUUCGUACAGUCAAGAUCGCCUGGUGAUUAUUACUACGUACUACCUCCCGUGUGACUGUGUGUAUUAAUUUUUGCAGUACGAGCCCGAUCGUUACGUACCGAGGAAGAUGAGUCUGCAGUACGGCACAGCUCAUCACACAGCCCCGACGGGUCCUAUCAGCGUGCCGGCGAUGUACCCGACGGCGCCGAUCCAGCACCACCCCACGCCGUUCUUCAUCGACGACAUCCUCGGCACCCGGGCGGCCACCACCACCGUGACCCCCGUCCACCCCACCCCGGUCACCCCCACCGCCAUCUCCCCGCUGUCGGCCUACGCCAGGACGCCGUUCUACGACCACCCCGCCCUGCACUCGGCGCUGCAGACCGGCUUCACCGCCGCCCAGCACCUGACGCCCUACGGGCCCACCGGCUUCCCGUCCCCGCUCUACCCCUUCCCAAGGCACGCCGACUACCCGCACAGUCUCCUAGACAGGCACGGUGUUCUAAAAGUCGGUGGCAAGCCGCUGUUGUGGAACCCUUUCCUCCACCGUCCGCUGCACAAGAGGAAAGGAGGGCAGGUGCGCUUCUCCAACGACCAGACCCUGGAGCUGGAAAAGAAGUUCGAGUCUCAGAAAUACCUGUCACCGCCCGAGAGAAAGAGGCUGGCCAAAUCUCUGCAACUCACCGAGAGACAAGUAAAGACGUGGUUCCAGAACAGACGCGCAAAGUGGAGGCGGCUCAAGCAGGAGGUGCCCACUUGCAAGUCUGACAGCGGAGAAAGCGACAAGAAGACGGACGACAAGCGUGAUAACCACGUGACCAGAGAGGACGAAUCAGGCUGCUCCGAUUCCGAAAGCGAGGACCACUCCGACAGCGAGGCUGAGCAUGCGCACAGCACGCAGAACGAAGACGUAGAAAUCCAAGUCGACGUCGAUGACGUCAGAGACAGUAGACCAAUGAUGGACAAGAAGCAGAGCUCAUAGCUUCUUUUUGAAAAGUAGUAGAGACGAUCGCUUUCGUGACGUAACUAUCAGGUGGUCUUCAACGUGGCUGCCUUCUGCGCAUGCCCAAGCCGAGGGAACUCUAGACCGAACAUGGCCGUCCAGAUAUAUGUUGUCAACGGGAUACAAACCUGACAGGAAAGGGGUAAACCAACACAGACCGCACUGGUCUAACAGACUUUAUUUUAGAAUACGUACUGGUAUAUAACAUGCUUUAUUCUAUGAUAAUGACUACAUAAUUUGAUGACAACUUCUUGGCUUUGUUUGAAAUACUUUACCUUUUCCGUUUUGGCUCCAAACGACAACGAAGUUCACUAUACAAGAACGUGAAAUGUCACAGAAUACGUUUGGUUUGGUUUGGUUUGGUUCAAGUUAGAAGACAUAUAGCUGGGUUAAAAAGGCGUCGGUGACGCCACGAAAGUGUAAGGGUCUAUCCCGGAAUUCGACAUGCACAAAUGUGUAAAAUAGAUAUAUUUAUUUUUUGAGACUUGCGAACACAUUCUUGUUUGUUUGUUCGUUUCUCUGUUCGUUUGUUGUUCUUGUAAAUAAUUCGGUUGUUUUAAAGAGUACAUAUCGUCCCCAUGAAGAGGACAGAUAGAUGUUAUUGGUAUCGACGAGCAAUAAUUGUGACGUAGAAAUAAAAGCUUGGUGCCACAAGAAUAAGUUCUUUCCUUCGACUGAAAUCAGGUAUACAUAGCUGUUAGGUACGACCCGAGUGGUUGCCGGACACCGCCGAACGUUUCCGAAGAUUACCGAGUAUAUAUGAUUCGCGAGUAUAGACGAAACAGGUGCCUUAAUCUAUUCUAUUCAGGGGUACAGAACAUUUCUGAAAAAUCCCCAUACUCCAUUUCAUCCCUACUUCUGUUGAACACCCGAUUUUGAGAAAGAGAAAAGGCGUCCACUACUAUAAAAGAUGGUCUAUAUUAUUGUUGCUAUUUGCGCCAUUGUUGUAAACAUAUUUGAUGGAAUGUCGUCUUGAAUAAAAUCAAAACGUUGCAAGAAGAAA
This is a messenger RNA of Branchiostoma belcheri (Belcher's lancelet), 2026 nucleotides long. RefSeq names its product hematopoietically-expressed homeobox protein hhex-like. Gene Ontology annotation, molecular function: RNA polymerase II cis-regulatory region sequence-specific DNA binding; DNA-binding transcription factor activity, RNA polymerase II-specific. Lineage: Eukaryota; Metazoa; Chordata; Leptocardii; Amphioxiformes; Branchiostomatidae. The transcript is spliced from 4 exons. The record is from RefSeq and is a predicted model, not a curated record. The coding region runs from base 148 to 1002 and encodes 284 amino acids. Gene Ontology annotation, biological process: cell differentiation; regulation of transcription by RNA polymerase II.